Messenger RNA from Vanessa atalanta (red admiral), 1113 nucleotides. RefSeq names its product solute carrier family 2, facilitated glucose transporter member 8-like. Gene Ontology annotation, molecular function: transmembrane transporter activity. The transcript is spliced from 6 exons. Gene Ontology annotation, biological process: transmembrane transport. The record is from RefSeq and is a predicted model, not a curated record. NCBI's taxonomy places the organism in Eukaryota, Metazoa, Arthropoda, Insecta, Lepidoptera, Nymphalidae. Gene Ontology annotation, cellular component: membrane. Bases 1 to 1113 code for a protein of 370 amino acids.
AUGAUAAUAGGAUUCUCAGUGAGCUGGGCUGGACCUAUUUUUCCGAAAUUGCGGGAUCCAGAUCAAAGUCCGUUGCCAUAUUUACUGACGGAAAUAGAAAUGUCCCUGAUUGCGUCAUUUACGUACAUCGGAGGAAUACCAGGUCCAUUUAUAAUGGGUUGGCUAUCAAACAUUUACGGCAGGAAACCAUGUUUAAUAGUUGGAGGAGUGCUAGCUGGUUUGGCGUAUGUCAUUUUAGUGUGGUCGAACAACUUGGCUAUGUUGUACUGUGGCAGAUUAUUGGUAGGUCUAGGAGUUGGUAUCAUAGCCGUUAUGAAUCUCGUGUAUAUUGGUGAAAUAGCAUCUUCGAAUAUCAGAGGUAUUCUUUUAUCAGCUCUUGGGAUAUUUACAACAUGUGGGUCAUUAUUGAUAUACGCCGUUGGACCAUUUCUUUCUUAUUCUUAUGCGUCAUCUGUUGGCUUGGCUACGAGUUUAGUUUUUAUCUUAUGUGUUAUGUUCAUACCAGAAUCGCCGAUUUUUCAUAUUCUAGAAGAUAACGAAGUCAAAGCCAGAGAUAAUCUGAAAGAUUUGGGACGGGAAGACGAUAUCGAUAAUAUAUUACAGUCGAAAAUAGAAUAUAUUAACUCAACUAAUAAAAAGGACUGGAUUGAAUUAUUUACUCUACGAACUAAUAAGAAAUCUCUGCUUAUAGUUGUUGUUAUGAAUAUUUUACAACACGGAAGUGGGAUUCUAGCCUUACUGCUCGGUGUGUACUUUUAUUUGGAUGAUUAUUCUGGUUUAAAUCAAGUGAAUUGGCUGCCGCUUGCUCUUCUCAUUAUAUUUUUUAUUGGAUACGAUGCAGGUAUAGGUAUUGUUCCAAAUGUGCUGAUUGGUGAAAUGUUUACGAUGAACGUUAGAAGUAAAGGUUCGGCUGUAGCGCUAGCAGUCUCAUGGCUGUCAGGAUUUUUAGUUACUGUAGCUUAUGGGGCGAUAGUCGAACACGUUGGCAGUUACGCAGCGUUCUGGUUCUUUUCUUCCACUGGUCUGAUAUCUUGUUUGUUCACAAUAUUUUGUAUACCGGAGACAAAAGGCAAGAGUUUGUUAGAAGUUCAGGACAUGUUAAAGAAAAAUUAA